AUGAAGUUUGAUCCGUACGUGAAUCUUGGGAUGAUUAAGCUCACAGCUACCAAAUUGCAAUGCAAAGAAAGUUGUAUCUACCAUAGUAUUAAGUUUGUUGUACAAGGAAAGGAAUGCAUUCCUGAUACGAAUGUAUGUUUUCAAAUUGUGGAUUCCUACAUGAUUGAGUUCGGGCAAUUCGUGGCAAAACGCGAUUUGGUGCUUUCCGAUUUCACGGAAUACUCGCUGACCGGCGUCGAGAUCGAGCCAACAAAACCGUUGUCGUGGGAAAACGUGAACUCGCGCGAAUGGCCCGUCAACAAGUUGGUUAUCAAUGCAAGAUAUGCGCGACUUUUGAUCGCCGCCGGCUUUUUCAUGGAAAGUAUGACAUUCGACGAGAAUGAGCCGAAAAAAGUGUUGAUUGCUGGACUUGGUGGUGGCGUCAUAUCGAAUUUUCUCGGAGAAGUCGCCUACCUCAAUAUAAAAACCACUGUUGUCGAAAUCGAACCAAAAAUUAUCGAAAUUGCUGAGAAGUACUUUGACCAUGAGCAAACUGCCGAUGUCAACGUUAUUCAAGGCGAUAUACACAAUGUGCUUGACAAAAAAAUUGGCGAUGAACGUUACAACUUGAUUAUAAUAGACGCCUGUGAAAAUCGUGUCGCUGACAUUAUGUGCCCUUCUGUUCUCACACGAGAUUUCGUGAAAAACGUAAAGGAUCAUUUAGAGGCGAAUGGCACGGUUGCUGUGAACAUUUUCAUCACCAGUGAUCAUGAUAAGAAUGAAAAAAUGAUUUUGAAAUUAUAUGAAACCGAGUUUGAUUCCUGCUUUUUUAUGGAAUAUAUGAUUGAUAGAAAGGUGCUUAUCUGCACUCCACGCAAAAACUGGACAUGGGACGAAAAUAAAAAAUCGAUGCAUAAACGUCUCGAAGAAGUCGAUGAUAUAUUCGAGUUCCAAUUGCAUCGGUUUUUCGCAAAGACGAAUGAAUUCGCUGCCAACAAUGAUUAUAGCCUUCCGCCCAGAUUAACGCCGAUUGAGCCGGACAAUAUCCCACGAAACGAUAGAUUUCCAAAUCUUUCACACGAAUCCAAAUGUCGUUAUGCGCAAAAAGUGAAAGCGGCUCUUCAAAGUAUGGAAAUGCUCGGCCUGCAGAGUGAUCCGCGUUAUUAUAAGAUGAAAAUUUUUCUUGCACAAUUCACAGAAGAAAAGCUGGAAUCAUUUGAGACGCCACCACGCAAUGGAAAAGUCAAAUUCACCGAUGUUCAAAUGAAACAGCUAAAAGCGCAGAUUGCGGUCUAUCACAUUCUGAAAAACAAUGCACCUCUUAGUCAGGAAUUACGAAAAGAUGCCAUUAGCUAUCCUCCUCAGGAGCCUUAUGUUCCUGGAUCAAAAGGAAUGGUGUCAUAUCUGAACUAUUUCGAAAAGUUCACCCAAAUUACACGAGAAUUACCGUUUGUAAAACGCGAUGCCAUCGAUUUCGGAACAAUACCUGCAAGAGAUAUUCAGAAGGAGAAAGAUUUGAUAAUACGUGAACGGUUAAAAGAAAAGGCCAAAUUAAUUGAGCGCAACUUGAACAGAUUCCCACCUGAAAUGCAGACGAAGGCUAAAAUUGAAAUGCGUGCUCUUCGAUUAGUCGGAUUUCAGGCUCAAGUACGAGACGAAGCAAUGGCUUAUGUGAAAAAAGUGAUACCAAAAGAGUUCCUUCUCAAUCCAUAUUCAAUUCGACGAUCGAAAGAAGAAUACCAAAAGGAAUUGAAAGGUUGCCACUGGAAAAUGGUUUUGGAGAAGCAGCGGCGUCAAAAGAAUAACAACUUUUUGCACGCGCUUGUUAAGCAUGCGCGCGAAUUCAAAGAUUUCCACAAACAAAAUAUGGCAAAACACAACAGAGUUCGGAAGCAGAUGACUUUGCAUCAUCAAAGCAUUGCACGCGAGAAGAAACGAGAUGAGAUGAGGAACGAGAAGCUUCGUAUACAGAAACUCAUUCAGGAAGAUGAAGAAGGCUACCGAGCAAUGCUUGAUGAGAAGAAAGAUCAACGCUUGGUGUAUCUGCUCCAGCAAACCGAUGUGUACAUUGAUAGUUUGUGCACACUUGUCAAGAAACACCAAGGACAUGAUGAUCCUAAAGAGCCGUCGCUUAUGGAGCGGAGAAGAGAUGAAUUUGCUGGUCUCGAUGCCGAGGAAAAAGCAAAGAAAAUUCUCGAGAAAGCACGACAAGAAGAGGAUGAAUACGAGGUGGAAAAUCCCAAGGAUCAAAUGGAAAAUUAUUAUGCUACGGCUCAUCAAACGCGCGAGGUCAUUACUGAGCAACAUUCAAUGAUGGGCGAGGGAGAUCCGAAUUUGAGAUUGAAGCCCUAUCAGAUCAAAGGGCUGGAAUGGCUUGUGUCUCUUUACAAUAAUAAUUUGAAUGGAAUUCUUGCCGAUGAAAUGGGAUUAGGAAAAACUAUUCAAACUAUUUCGUUCAUUACAUAUUUGAUGCAAAUGAAAAGAAACAUUGGUCCAUACCUUGUGAUAGUUCCACUAUCUACAAUCUCAAAUUGGUUCAACGAGUUUAUUAAAUGGGCUCCAAAGGUUCAAGUGAUCGUUUACAAAGGAAAUAAGGAUUGCCGAAAAGCGACAGAGCCGGCUAUUAAAAGCGGAAAAUUUCAUGUGCUAUUGACGACAUUUGAAUACGUCCUUAAGGAAAAGGCCUUGCUUUCAAAGCUUCGUUGGAAAUACAUGAUUAUUGACGAAGGUCAUCGAUUAAAAAAUAGUAAUUGCAAGUUAACUUCGUUGCUCAACACUCAUUUCCAAACUCAACAUCGGCUGUUAAUCACAGGAACGCCGCUUCAAAACAAGCUUCCUGAAUUGUGGGCUUUGCUCAAUUUCUUGUUGCCAACGAUUUUCUCAUCAUGCGGCACAUUUGAGCAAUGGUUUAAUGCGCCAUUUGCUACUACUGGUGAAAAGGUGGAGUUGACCGACGAGGAAACAAUGCUCAUUAUCAGAAGAUUGCACAAAGUGCUACGUCCAUUUUUGCUCAGAAGGCUCAAGAAAGAGGUGGAAUCACAACUUCCUGAGAAAACGGAAUAUAUUGUCAAAUGUGACAUGUCAGCCCUCCAAAACGUUUUGUAUACACAUAUGCAACAGGGACUUCUGCUUGAUGGAAAAAUGUCGACUGGAUCGAAAACGUUAAUGAACACAAUGAUGCAUUUGAGAAAAUUGUGCAAUCAUCCGUUCCUUUUCCCACACGUUGAGGAAUCCUGUAGAGUUUUUUGGAACGUGCCCGAAGUGUCCGGAUAUAAUUUGAUGCGAGUGUCUGGCAAAUUGGAGCUUCUCGAUCGGAUCCUUCCUAAACUUCGAGUAACCGACCAUCGGGUCUUGAUUUUUUUCCAAAUGACGAGUAUGAUGACUAUUCUUGAAGAUUACCUGACUUAUAGAAAAUACCGCUAUUUACGGUUGGAUGGUAGCACAAAGCCUGAUGAAAGAGGGGAAUUGCUCAAAAAGUUCAAUGAUCCAUCAAGCCCAUACUUCCUAUUUUUGCUUUCUACAAGAGCUGGAGGUCUUGGUUUGAACUUGCAAACUGCAGACACAGUUAUACUUUUUGAUUCGGAUUGGAAUCCUCAUCAGGAUAUGCAAGCACAGGAUCGUGCCCAUCGUAUUGGUCAGAAGCAGGAAGUGCGAGUACUCCGAUUGGUCACUGCCAAUUCGGUUGAAGAGAAAAUCUUGUCGGCUGCAAAAUUCAAAUUGAACGUUGACGAGAAAGUUAUUCAAGCCGGAAAGUUUGAUAAUCGUUCAACUGGUGAAGAGCGAAAACAAAUGCUGGAGCAGAUUAUCAGAGCUGAGGCUCAAGAUCGAACAACAGCAGAAGUGCCAGACGAUGAAGCAAUCAACGACAUGCUAGCAAGAACGGAGGAAGAAAUUCAAAUUUUCUCCAAGAUGGAUUCUGAUCGGUAUAAGGAGGAAAAGAGAAUGAAGCCAAGACUUCUUACUCAAAAGGAAAUACCUCAAGAUCUUCUUCGAGCGUCCAUUGAGGUUAAGAACCAACAAAAAGCGAAAGAAGAAGGAAAACUAGUUCAAUAUGAAGUGCUUCCUGGAUCGAGAAGAAAAAGAAAAGAGGUGGACUACUCAUUGGAUUCAAUGACCGAUGAGCAGUUUGAUAGAAGAAUCAACGGUAUCGCCUCACCUCCAAAGGAGAAAACACCUCCGCCACCUCGUGUUGUUGAUAAAGAAGGAUUCGUCGCACCUUUCCCGCCGAAAAAACGACGACGACUUUCGAAAAAUGGUGAAAUGGAAAAGCAGCUUCUGGAAGAGCGUUCGAGAAAGGAAAAUGAAGAGAAGGAGAGAAAAGAAAAGGAAGAACUGGAAAAGAAAGAAAUGGAAGACCAAGAGAAGAGGAUGCUGAAAGAAAUGAGGAAGAAAGAAAAACGAAAGCAUCACGGUGAUUUGGAUGAGUCGGAAAAGAAGAAAAAAAGAAUGAAAGAGAAGAAAGCUGAAAAAGAAUCUGAGAAGGAACGUACGGAAUCUGAGGAAAAGGCUACACUGAAGAAAAUUACCAUUCUUCCUUCGUCACUUUCAAAUGCUCCUUCGCGACCGCUGCCAAUACCCCCGCCACUACCCAAAGCUGCUCCACUGCCUCCAGUGCUGCAAAAAGAAGUUUCGGAUGCUUCGACACCUCCAAAGUCUACACCAGUUCCGCCACCUCUUCCGAAAGCUGGCGAAACGCCGUCACCGUUGAAAAAGAAGCUCAUUCCACCACCACUACCGCGACCAAGGCCAAUCCCUCCACCGCUUCCAAAAUCUGUAAAGGUUGCCGCCAGUAAAACGAAUCAGGAAGAAGCUGUUGCAAAACCGGAAAAAUCCGAUUCUCAGCCAAAACUGACAUUGAAGUUGCCUUCUGCAAAGUCGACAGAAUCGGAAGCCGCUCCAAAGCUAAAAUUGAAGAUCCCAUCGUCAAAGCCAACAGAAGAAGAUCAUCUCCUGAAGCCGAAAGUAAAGGCUCCUGCAGCGCAAACUGCAGAGACGGAAUCCAUUCCAAAGCUGACGGUGAAGUUACCUCCGCCAAGAACGACGGAAAACGAACCAACUCCGAAACUGGCAAUCAAGUUGCCUGCACCGCAGUCUGAAGAGACGGAACCUGCUCCGAAGUUGACCAUCAAGCUGCCUGUUCCAAAGAAGGCAGAAGCCGAAGAACACGUUCCGAAAUUGACCCUGAAGUUGUCAAUUCCGAAGCCUGCCGAAGCGGAAUCUCCAUCGAAGCCGUUUAACGUAGAAUCCGUUAAAAAUCCGACAGAAUCGGACUCGAUCAACCACCCGCCAAUUCCAAAACUCAGAAUUCCACUCAAACCGCCAGUUGUUGACCAAUCGCCACUGCGCAUCAAACUAAUCUUGCCGAAACCACAAACGCUUGAUUGCGAGCCAGGACCAUCACCAAAACCGGAAGUGAAUUCAGGAUCACAUUCGGAAUCCUCUUCAGGAUCAAAAUUGAAGAAGUUACAUUCAAAAGCCGGACGAAUGACUGGACAUCCAAGAGCUGGUCGAAUGACAGGAAUUCCGAAACACGGUAAUAGGUCGCUGCAUCCGAGAGCGGCACGAAUGACGGGACGUCCGGAACACGGCCGAAAAUCGUCAGAACUGAAAAUUGAGCCAAUCAGUCUAGAAAGGAAAGAAGAGCCAAAGCCGGAUGCCAAAGAAGAGCCGAAUGGAGAGUCAUCAUCAGUUACGAAUUCACUCGUCAUUUCACAUCCAGACAAGCCAACGUUGAAGCUGAAAAUCAAACUGCCAAUGUGUGAGCCAUCGGUGGAAACUGAUGAAACUUCGGACAAGGAAAAAGUUAAAAAGGACAAAAAGAAGAAAAAGAAGAGGAAACAUGAAUCGUUGGACGAGGAAGCAGAAAGAGAGAGGAAAUUAGCGAAACGUGCGAAAAAGGAACGUGAAAGACUUCAACGUGAAUUGGAUGAUUUGAAUGCCUAG
Molecule: messenger RNA, 5922 nt
Organism: Caenorhabditis bovis
Lineage: Eukaryota; Metazoa; Nematoda; Chromadorea; Rhabditida; Rhabditidae
Source: the annotation of a GenBank genome assembly